AUGGACGGUCCCAGCACCCCAGGCUCGCGUCCUCCCGACUACAGCCUACCCUCCUACGACGAUCACGACGAUUCGCCGCCGCCUGGUCAUCACCAGAACAUCAAUCCUGCCGCCAUCCGACUGUUGACGUCGGUGGAAGGUGAUCCCUACGACGCUCGCCCGUAUGUUCCCAGGUCUCCUGACAAGCCCUCUUCCCCCGAGCACACUGUCAAGCCCAGCACUCCAUCUGAUGCCGACCUCUACCCCGAGCCUCUGGCGCUCAAGAAAGACGCCAAGUCAACUUGCGCAACGCCAGAGCACUUGGAUGCUCUGAAGCGACAAGAAGCUGGCCGUGUACCCCCCAGCCCCGCCCCCAUCGAUGCGCAGACUGCUCCUUCCACGCAUCACAGCUACCAAGAACUCCCCAAGCCCAAACUCAAACCCGCUCGUGCUUCGACUGUCAAGUUGCAGAAGAAGUCCCACUCCCAACCCAAUUUGCCGCGUUGCGCAGGCGUUCGAGCCAGCCUGCCCGUUAUCCCUGAGGGUCCUUCUGCGAGGAAAAGUGCCCUCCAGAAAUCCUCGACUAGCUGCCUCUCUACACCACAGACAUGCCCAAACAAAGAGAACUCUGGCUCACAAUCUGAUAUUUCUAGUGCUCAACCAACGCAGCGACGCUCGUACCAGCCUUCCAUCAUGUCGGACUACUCGAGGCACGACACCAUUCUCGACCCGCCGGCCAUGCCGCCUCCGGAUUCCACAUACGUUCCCUUCCAGGGCCGUGAGAGGAGGACACCAUCGCCAACGAGAUCCUCGCCAACAAGGCCCUGGAGCAGAAUGUCCAACGACUACACGCGCCCGCCCCCCUCCACCAUGUACGAACCAUCCGACCUCAAUGGCAGCCCGCGUCCUGGAACACCUUCGUCAAGAUACGGCGGCAGCCCGAGGAGGCCUCUGCCUCCGGCGCCGCUGUUCUCCAACUCGGCACGCGACUCGCAGGCCUCGUUUGCGGACGACGUCACCGUGUCUAUCCCCCUUGACCACGAUCCCGAUGAUGUGUUUGGUCCCGAGACGGAUAUCAGUGACAACCGUUACCGCAAGAACUCAUAUGUAUCUCAAGACACUCUGCACGACGAUCGAGAAGACGACUACGUCCACGAUGACAACGAAGAGAACGACCAGCAGGGACACUAUGGCCCAGCGCCUGAUGGCAAGCAGGAGCGUCGCGGCGUUCGCGCGCCCCAGAUGUCGAGGAAGGAGGUCCAGCUCAUCAACGGCGAGCUUGUCCUCGAAUGCAAAAUCCCGACCAUUCUCUACAGCUUUCUGCCGCGACGCGACGAGGUAGAGUUUACGCACAUGCGCUACACGGCUGUGACGUGCGAUCCCGAUGACUUUGUCGACCGGGGGUACAAGCUGCGACAAACCAUUGGCCGGACAGCUCGUGAAACAGAGCUGUUCAUCUGCGUCACCAUGUACAACGAGACGGAAAUUGACUUUACGCGGACCAUGCACGCCGUCAUGAAGAACGUAGCACACUUCUGCAGCCGCAAGAAGUCGCGUACGUGGGGCGAGCUCGGAUGGCAGAAGAUUGUCGUCUGCAUCGUGUCUGACGGUCGUGAAAAGAUUCACCCGAGGACCCUCGAUGCACUGGCUGCCAUGGGUGUGUACCAAGACGGUAUCGCCAAGAACUUUGUCAACCAGAAGGCCGUUCAGGCCCAUGUGUACGAGUACACAACGCAGGUGUCUCUCGACGCCGAUCUCAAAUUCAAGGGCGCCGAGAAGGGCAUCGUGCCGUGCCAGAUGAUCUUCUGCCUCAAAGAGAAGAACCAGCGCAAGCUCAACUCGCACAGAUGGUUCUUCAACGCUUUUGGCAAAUCACUCAACCCCAACGUGUGCAUUCUGCUUGACGUCGGCACACGGCCUGGUGGCGACUCGCUGUACCAUUUGUGGAAGGCCUUCGACAACGACUCGAACGUCGCGGGCGCCUGUGGUGAGAUCAAGGCCAUGAAGGGCAAGUUUGGGCGCAACCUGCUCAACCCGCUUGUCGCCUCGCAAAACUUUGAGUAUAAAAUGUCCAACAUUCUCGACAAGCCACUCGAGUCCGUCUUUGGCUACAUUACUGUGCUGCCUGGUGCCCUCAGUGCAUACAGGUACCACGCGCUGCAAAAUGACGAGACGGGCCAUGGCCCCCUGAGUCAGUACUUCAAGGGCGAGACGCUGCAUGGACAGCACGCCGACGUCUUCACCGCCAACAUGUACCUUGCUGAGGAUCGUAUCCUUUGCUGGGAGCUCGUCGCCAAAAGGGACGAGAGGUGGGUGCUCAAGUACGUCAAGGGCUGUCACGGAGAGACGGACGUGCCAGACAGCGUGCCCGAGUUCAUCUCGCAGCGCCGCCGUUGGCUCAACGGUGCCUUCUUCGCCGCCGUCUACUCGCUCGUACACUUCAAGCAGGUCUGGACAACCGACCACACUCUCGCCCGUAAGAUUCUUCUCAACAUCGAGUCGUUCUACCAGCUGCUGCAGCUCCUCUUCACCUACUUCUCGCUCGCCAACUUCUACCUCACCUUCUACUUCGUCGCGGGCGGUCUGGCUGAUCCAAAAGUCGACCCAUUUGGCAACAAUGCCGGCUUCUGGAUCUUCACCGUCUUGCGGUACACCUGCGCCCUCCUCAUCGCCACGCAAUUCAUCCUCUCUCUGGGCAAUCGUCCGCAAGGCGCGAACAGACUCUACCUGGCGAGCAUGAUCAUCUUUGUCAUCAUCAUGAUGUACACCUCCUUUGCCACCAUCUGGAUCGUUAUCUACCAGUUCUCCAACGAUAACAUCCAUCUUGGCAGCAACGUCUUCACCAACAUUAUCGUCUCCGUGCUGUCUACUCUUGGUCUCUACGUCUUCAUGUCCCUCAUGUACCUCGAGCCCUGGCACCUCAUCACCUCCUUUGUCCAGUACUACCUCCUCCUGCCCUUCAGCAUCUGCACCCUCCAGGUGUAUGCCUUUUGCAACACGCACGAUGUCACUUGGGGCACAAAGGGUGACAACGUCAUGAAGACAGAUCUCGGCGGCGCCAUUGGCAAGCGCGGCGGAACGACAGUCGAGCUCGAGAUUCCAUCCGAACAGCUCGACAUUGACUCGGGAUACGACGAGGCCCUGAGGAACCUCAGGGACCGUGUCGAGGUGCACUCGCCCCCUCCUAGCGAGUCUCAGCUGCAGGAAGACUACUACCGCAGUGUGCGAACGUACAUGGGUCGUGACCUGGAUGGUUGCCAAUGCCAUCCUCGCCAUGGCCGUCAGCGAAGCCUAUUCGAGCACCGGCAUUGGUGA
This is a messenger RNA of Verticillium dahliae VdLs.17, 3294 nucleotides long. RefSeq names its product chitin synthase. NCBI's taxonomy places the organism in Eukaryota, Fungi, Ascomycota, Sordariomycetes, Glomerellales, Plectosphaerellaceae. The transcript has a single exon. Gene Ontology annotation, molecular function: chitin synthase activity. The record is from RefSeq and is a predicted model, not a curated record. Bases 1 to 3294 code for a protein of 1097 amino acids. Gene Ontology annotation, cellular component: cell septum; cell periphery.